AUGCCGCCGGCCCUGCUUCCACGGCUCAACACUUACUAUAACUUUGACCAAGAGUACUGGGAGAUCCCUUUUUUUUGCUCCCAUGUACCGUUAUUAACGCAAGAACUCAUGUGUGUCGUGCAGAUGAAUGUCGACAAGCUGAAGAAGAUGGCCGGUGCCGUGCGCACCGGGGGCAAGGGCAGCGUGCGCAGGAAGAAGAAGGCCGUUCACAAGACCACGACCACUGAUGACAAGAGGCUUCAAAGCACCUUGAAGAGAGUAGGAGUGAACACCAUUCCUGGUAUUGAAGAGGUCAACAUUUUCAAGGAUGACGUUGUCAUCCAAUUUCAGAACCCGAAAGUGCAAGCAUCAAUUGCCGCAAACACAUGGGUAGUCAGUGGAACACCACAGACGAAAAAGCUGCAAGAUUUACUGCCGACAAUUAUCAACCAACUGGGCCCGGAUAACUUGGACAACCUGCGAAGGCUUGCGGAGCAGUUCCAGAAGCAGAUGCCUGGUGGUGAGGCUGGCGGCGCCAGCAUCGGUGCUGCCCAGGACGAUGAUGACGAUGUCCCAGAGCUCGUCCCAGGAGAGACCUUCGAAGAGGCCGCAGAGGAGAAGAAGGAACCCGAGGCGAAGAAGGAAGCGGAGCCGGAGGAGAAGAAAGAGUCGUCGUAA
Messenger RNA from Triticum turgidum subsp. durum (durum wheat), 657 nucleotides. Lineage: Eukaryota; Viridiplantae; Streptophyta; Magnoliopsida; Poales; Poaceae. The record is from the annotation of a GenBank genome assembly.